This is a messenger RNA of Nestor notabilis (Kea), 834 nucleotides long. Its product is annotated as endonuclease domain-containing 1 protein-like. The transcript has 2 exons. Lineage: Eukaryota; Metazoa; Chordata; Aves; Psittaciformes; Psittacidae. Gene Ontology annotation, molecular function: nucleic acid binding; hydrolase activity; metal ion binding. Bases 1 to 834 code for a protein of 277 amino acids. The record is from RefSeq and is a predicted model, not a curated record.
AUGCUGUUGCUGCUGCUGCUGCUGCAGGUCUUGGCGAGCUGCCUCUGGCUGGGACACAGCGAGGUGGUGACAUCCUUUCAAAGAUCAUGCCCUCAGUUUUUCUUCCGGGAAACCCCCCCAAAUGAAGCCCUGGAGCCGGAGAACCCAGCCUGGAUCUGCCAGCGUUACAAGAACCAGUAUUACUUUGCCACCCUGUAUGACAAGAGCAGGCGCAUUCCCGUGUACUCUGCUUACCUCUACCAGCCUGCAUCUGGCAAGAGACCCAACAUAUGGCUGGUUGAGCCCCAGCUGAUUGACACAACUUAUCCCAAAACUAUGGAAAAAGAGCAGACCCUCUUGAAUGAUUAUAGCAUCAGCUUAGAGGAAGUCGGUAAGCACCAGGCUGUCUACCAGGAUUAUAAGAACCUGACAGGUUUGAACCGUGGCCAUUUGAACCCCAACAGCCAUCACUCAGACUCCAGCAGCAGGACGGCCACCUUCACCCUAACCAACAUCGUGCCCCAGAAUGAGAAGCUCAACGGCGGCGCCUGGAACAACUACGAGCAGCAGACGAUGAUGAGGAACACCGAGGGCUGUAACACCACCUAUGUCGUCGUGGGUGCUGUGCCUGGGAACAACUACAUCGCCAAGGGGAGGGUGAAUAAACCCAGCUACCUCUGGGCGAGUGCCUGCUGCGAGGUGGACACCAACCACAGGAAGACUUGGGCUGUCAUUGCGGAGAACGACAGGAAUGAGGUGCAGCUCCUCACGCUGGGGGAGCUGGAGGACGAGUUGACCGAGCUCUAUGGGAGGGAGCAGGUUUCUUUGUUUGACAGUGGUUGUCCCCGGGAAUAA